This is a messenger RNA of Nothobranchius furzeri (turquoise killifish), 4746 nucleotides long. The record is from RefSeq and is a predicted model, not a curated record. Lineage: Eukaryota; Metazoa; Chordata; Actinopteri; Cyprinodontiformes; Nothobranchiidae.
ACAACUGCAGCACCUACAACCACAACUGCAGCACCUCAAACCACAACAGCAGCACCUACAACCGCAACUGCAGCACCUACAACCACAACUGCAGCACCUACAACCACAACUGCAGCACCUACAACCACUAUUGCAGCACCUACAACCACAACUGCAGCACCAACAACCACAAUUGAAGCACCUACAACCACUACUGCAGCACCUACAACCACAACUGCAGCACCAACAACCACAACUGCAGCACCAACAACCACGAUUGCAGCACCUACAACCACAACUGCAGCACCUACAACCACAACUGCAGCACCAAAAACCACAACUACAGCACCUACAACCACAUCUCCAGAACCUACACCCGCAACUGAAGCACCUACAACCACAACUGCGGCACCAAAAACCACAACUGCAGCACCUACAACCACAACUGCAGCACCAAAAACCACAUCUGCAGCACAUACAACUACCACUACUGCAGCACCUACAACCACAACUACAGCACCUACAACCACAUCUGCAGCACCUACAACCGCAACUGAAGCACCUACAACCACAACUGCAGCAUCAAAAACCAAAACUGCAACACCAAAUACCACAACUGCAGCACCUACAACCACAACUGCAGCACCUACAACCACAACAGCAGCACCUACAACCGCCACUGCAGCACCUACAACCACAACUGCAGCACCUGCAACCACAACUGCAGCACCUACAACCACUACUGCAGCACCUACAACCACAAAUGCAGCACCAACAACCACAAUUGAAGCACCUACAACCACUACUGCAGCACCGACAACCACAACUGCAGCACCAACAACCACAACUGCAGCACCAACAACCACGACUGCAGCACCUACAACCACAACUGCAGCACCUACAACCACAACUGCAGCACCAAAAACCACAACUACAGCACCUACAACCACAACUGCAGCACCAAAAACCACAACUACAGCACUUACAACCACAUCUGCAGCACCUACAACCGCAACUGAAGCACCUACAACCACAACUGCUGCACCAAAAACCACAACUGCAGCACCUACAACCACAACUGCAGCACCAACAACCACAACUGCAGCACCUACAACCACAACUGCAGCACCAACAACCGCAACUGAAGCACCUAAAACCACACCUGCAGCACCUACAACCACAACUGCAGCACCUACAACCACAACAGCAGCUCCUACAACCACAACUGCAGCACCAAAAACCACAACAGCAGCACCAAAAACCACAACUGCAGCACCUACAACCACAACUGCAGCACCUACAACCACAACAGCAGCACCUACAACCGCCACUGCAGCACCUACAACCACAACUGCAGCACCUGCAACCACAACUGCAGCACCUACAACCACUACUGCAGCACCUACAACCACAACUGCAGCACCAACAACCACAAUUGAAGCACCUACAACCACUACUGCAGCACCGACAACCAGAACUGCAGCACCAACAACCACAACUGCAGCACCAACAACCACGACUGCAGCACCUACAACCACAACUGCAGCACCAAAAACCACAACUGCAGCACCAAAAACCACAACUGCAGCACAUACAACUACCACUUCAGCACAAACCACCAUAACUGCAAUACCUACAUCCACAACUGCAGCACCUACAACCACAACUGCAGCACCUAGAACCACAACUGCAGCACCAACAACUGCAACUGAAGCACCUACAACCCCAACUGCAGCACCAACAACCACAACUGCAGCACAUACAACUUCCACUUCAGCACAAACCACCACAACCGCAGGACAAACAACCACAACACCUACCAACACAACUGCACACCAACAACCACAACUGCAUGCAGCACCUACAACCACAACUGCAGCACCAACAACUGCAACUGAAGCACCUACAACCCCAACUGCAGCACCAACAACCACAACUGCAGCACAUACAACUUCCACUUCAGCACAAACCACCACAACCGCAGGACAAACAACCACAAUUGCAGCACCUACAACCACAACUGCAGCACCUACAACCACAACUGCAGCACCAACAACCGCAACUGCAGCAACUACAACCACAACUGCAGCACCUACAACCACAACUGCAGCACCAACAACCGCAACUGAAGCACCUACAUGCAGCACCUACCAACACAACUGCACAUCAACACCCACGACUGGAUCUCCUACAACCACAACUGCAGCACCAACAACCACAACUGCAUUACCUACAACCGCAACUGAAGCACCUACAACCACAACUGUAGAACCUACACCCACUACUGCAGUACCUACAACCACAACUGCAGCACAAACCACCACAACCGAAGGACCAACAACCACAACUGCAGCACUUACAACCACAACUGCCGCACCUACAACCACAACAGCAGAACCUACAACCACAACUGCAGCACCUACAACAACAACUGCAGCACCAGCAACCGCAACUGAAGCUUCUACAACCACAACUGCAGCAAACAACAGCUGCUGCCCCCACAAACAGCACAGAGGUAAUUACAACAACAGCAUUUAUGACCACAACUUCGGCACUAACAACCCCAACGAUACCAGCAAGAAUUACAACCACAGCACCAAUAAGCACAACUGCAGAGCCAGCAACAUCAAUUGCAGAACCUACUUCAGCAAUGGCUGUGCCUGCAACCAUCACAAAUCUAGCGCCAACGACCACAUUUGCAACUCUAAAAGCAAAUGCUGUUCAAACAACUACAGCACAGACCUCAGCAACCUCUGCAAAGACCACAAUUUCAGAACUAACAAUCAUGUCUGUAACUCCAACUACCAGAACUGCGCAAUACAACUACUACACCAACUACUACUCUUAACUACCACCACAACUCCAACCACUAAAACUACUACUACAACCACAACACCAACCACUACAACAACCAAACCAACUUCUACUCCAACCACUACAACCACCAAACCAACUUCUACUCCAACCACUAAAACCACUACUCCAACCACUACCAUCACAACACUAACCACUAAAACUGCUACUUCAACCACUACCACCACAACACCAACCACUAAAACUACCAAACCAUCUACUGCUCCAACUACUACCACCACAACUCCAACCACUAAAACUACUACUUCAACCACUACCACCACAACACCAACCACUAAAACUACCAAACCAUCUACUGCUCCAACUACUACCACCACAACACCAACCACUAAAACUACUACUUCAACCACUACCACCACAACACCAACCACUAAAACUACCAAACCAUCUACUGCUUCAACUACUACCACCACGACUCCAACCACUAAAUCUACUACUUCAACCACUACCACCACAACACCAACCACUAAAACUACCAAACCAUCUACUGCUCCAACUACUACCACCACAACACCAACCACUAAAACUACUACUUCAACCACUACCACCACAACACCAACCACUAAAACUACCAAACCAUCUACUGCUCCAACUACUACCACCACAACUCCAACCACUAAAACUACUACUUCAACCACUACCACUGCAACACCAACCCCUAAAACGACUACUUCAACCACUACCACUACCACCACAACACCAACCACUAAAACUACCAAACCAUCUACUGCUCCAACUACUACCACCACAACUCCAACCACUAAAACUACUACUUCAACCACUACCACCGCAACACCAACCCCUAAAACUACUACUUCAACCACUACCACCACAACACCAACCACUAAAACCACUACUCCAACGACUCCAACUAAUAAACCAACCACUGGAACCACUGCACCACCUACAAAAACUACUACUAAAACAACAACCACCAGUGAUGCAUCUAGCAUCCGGCUGAGUGUAUUUCAUCUACUUCUUGGACUUUUAGUGUUUUUUUUCUAAAUAAUUUUACACAAAUGAGAACAAUCACAUUUAAUCAGGUCAUUAUUUGGAAGACUUGUCUUCAGUCUGGUUUAUUUGUUUUACACUAUUAAACUGAGGUGUCGAUGUAUUUAUAAGUUUAUUUUACAUUGCCUGAGAAAACUAUGGGAAAAUAAAUGGAAUUAAAUUUUAUUUAUAAGUUUAGACAAUAUUUUUUCUAUUUAUCAAUUAUGUUCCUGUGUUGUUGUUGUUGUUUUGUUUUGUAUUUGGUUUUGGUUUCCUUCUUCAUUUUUGCAAUUAACAUAAUUAUAUAAGUGAUGUCUGGGAUUAUAAAAUAAAUCUAGUUGAAUUAAACAAGGUUUAAUUAGUUAUCUAAUUAAUCUUAACCCAUCAAAUGCCAGUUCAGUUCUCUGCGAUUCGGCUGGUCAUGAAGUCCUCUCGGAAAGCCAAUAGUUUGACUUCUGGAUAUCACAGGCCUCUGAAUCAGCAGUUCGGAGAUAGCCCCCUGGGUCUGCAGGCGGACCGUUUCAUGGCUGAUGAGUUAUUUUGCAGAUUAAACAAAUAAUAAUUGGUUGAUUCUGCAAAAUGAUGAUUCUUUGUGCCACUAAAAUUAUCACACAGAAAACUCUGGAUUGAUUUCCCAUUGGAUGGCAAUUUAGCGUUAGCUGGAAGCUUUUAACAGGAACUGCCGAAUAUAGGAAGUGCUUUCUCUUUUAAGGGUUCAUUGUUUAUAAGUUUUGGACCAACCAGAUUUAUGAAAUUUUAAUCGGCGUUUUCAAAGAGUCAUCUGACCUUUGUCAGACAACUUUAUUUCAAUUAAUAUGUGAAAUAAAUAUGUUCAACGGUCAUUUGUUAAUACUGAUAUCAAUAUGUGACAUAACUGAUAAUAAAUCAUUAUUAAAUCAUCAA